AUGGCUACUGAACAACCUUUCAGAUUUACCGUAGAUGACUUUGCUGAAGCGCUCGCUGAUCUAGACGGGGAGAUUGGGAAGUCCAAAAACUUGGGAAAGAUUGCCCCUGUCAGGCUGCUCAGCGCAGGAGGCUUUGUUGCGGUUAGCCACCUUGGGAACCGUUCCGCUACCGAAGAUAUCGACUAUAUCAUCGAUCCAAAUAUCGAAAAUUUGGGAAAGAUAAAGGAGAAGCUCCAAAAAGCAAUCCGUACCGUCGCCGACAAGAGAAAAAUCAGCGAAGAAUGGAUCAACGCGCACAUGGAGGUCUUUGCUGUGGGCGGAACUAAGAUGAGACUUUUUCAGGAAUCGAUUGAACAGCAAGUGAUUCUCUGGCAUGGGAAGAAUUUGGUCAUCUAUGCAGUUAAGUGGGAGUGGUCGCUCGCUCGGAAAUUGAAACGAAUAGGAUCUGAACGAAGAGAGGUCGAUAUCAAUGAUGCAGUUGCAAUACUGAAAAUAAUGGUGGACCAGAAAGGCGGUCCUCUGGAGCGGGAGACGAUGAAGGGUUGGAAUUCGAUCAUAUACACCCCGAUCGAGGAUUCUGUGCUAGACAUAGUCGCUGCCGGUUUCUCAGCCAAGUAUGGAGUUCCAGGUAUAGUCUGA
Fonsecaea monophora is the source of this 639-nucleotide messenger RNA. RefSeq lists its product as hypothetical. The transcript has 2 exons. The record is from RefSeq and is a predicted model, not a curated record. Bases 1 to 639 code for a protein of 212 amino acids. NCBI's taxonomy places the organism in Eukaryota, Fungi, Ascomycota, Eurotiomycetes, Chaetothyriales, Herpotrichiellaceae.